GUGAAGCCGCAGUUCUGCCAUCACUCAAGAUGGCUGCCCCCAUCAAGAUGACCGGGGUGUGCCUGGGGGAAAGGGGCAGCAUGAUGGUAUGAGAAGGUCUAGCGUCGGACUAUGUGGAAGUUUCUGGGACUGGGGAGCCGGAUAAUGGGGGGUGGGGCCCGUGGAGGGUAGAGGGAGCAACAGCGUCCUUUCCCAGGCGAACCCCGGCCCCUCCCUGACCUCUCUACUGAAAUGGGGAACACACUAGGCCUGGCACCUAUGGGGGCUUUGCCCCGCCGGAGCCCCCGUCGAGAGGAACCUCUCCCCAACCCUGGGAGCUUUGAUGAGCUGCACCGGCUAUGCAAAGAUGUAUUCCCAGCACAGAUGGAGGGAGUGAAGCUCGUUGUCAACAAGGUUCUGAGCAGCCAUUUCCAGGUGGCUCACACUGUGCACAUGAGUGCUCUGGGUUUGCCAGGCUAUCAUCUUCAUGCGGCCUAUGCAGGGGACUGGCAACUUAGUCCCACUGAGGUGUUCCCCACCGUGGUGGGGGAUAUGGACAGCAGUGGCAGCCUCAACGCCCAGGUCCUGCUCCUCUUGGCAGAGCGGCUCCGAGCCAAGGCUGUCUUUCAGACGCAGCAGGCCAAGUUCCUGACCUGGCAGUUUGAUGGCGAGUAUCGGGGAGAUGACUACACAGCCACUCUGACCCUAGGAAAUCCAGACCUCAUUGGGGAAUCAGUGAUCGUGGUCGCUCACUUCCUGCAGAGCCUCACACAUCGACUGGUGCUGGGAGGAGAGCUAGUUUAUCACCGGCGGCCAGGCGAAGAGGGGGCCAUCCUGACACUGGCUGGGAAGUACUCGGCUGUACACUGGGUAGCUACGUUGAAUGUGGGAUCAGGUGGGGCCCAUGCAAGUUAUUACCACAGGGCAAAUGAGCAGGUUCAGGUUGGAGUGGAGUUUGAAGCAAACACAAGGCUACAAGACACAACCUUCUCCUUUGGUUACCACCUGACUCUGCCCCAGGCCAACAUGGUAUUUAGAGGCUUGGUGGAUAGUAACUGGUGUGUGGGUGCUGUGCUGGAGAAGAAGAUGCCCCCCCUGCCUGUCACCCUCGCCCUUGGAGCCUUCCUUAAUCACUGGCGCAACAGAUUCCACUGUGGCUUUAGCAUCACUGUGGGCUGAGGUCAUCCCAGAGCCAGCCCACACAACAGCGGGAGCCUCUGAGUCAGGUGUCCUGGGGCCAGAGCCCUCUCCAGAGCCCACCUUGCUGGGUGACCUCCGGGUCCCAAGAGCAGGAUGGGGACAGGACCACAACCUCCUCAGAACUGGUGCUGCCAUAGGGGCAGCUGCUGAGGCAGUGGUUUGAGUCUCCCACCUCUGCCAUCAGUCCAGUACCAUCUUCCUAUGCUCUUACGGCUCUGGACUAGGGAGAAGAAUUAAGGGGUAUGUCUGGCUGAAUUUUCUCUCCUCACUCCCACCUCCUUUAUUUCUCUGUGGAUUAAAGCUCCUAGCCUCUUUCUCUUCAGAGCAGAAAGAUCUGCAUGGGAUUUACUCCCCAUUCUGUGUUCCGUCCCAGAGUUUCCCAAACUGGGAAAAGAAGGGCUGAAGGGCUCAAUCUUUGACCUCAGAAAGUGGGGCUCACCUGUUCCCGGAAGGAGCUUCUUUACCUCUUAGCCCUGAGGCUUCCUCCUUCCCCAUCUUCUGUGCUUCCAGAGAACAACUUUGUCCCCACAGCCACCCCUCACUCUCCCUAUGACUGCAUGAAGAGGCAGUUACUGCUUUAAUCUUUCUUUGCAACCAAUGGGCUCCCUGUUUACUGUCUCCAACCUCUGGCCCCAGGAUUCUCCCCUUUCCAGUCCAACGUGUCCAGAUGGGGCUAGGGAAGGAGGUAGAUUGGGCCUCAGCUGCAGAUCUCUUGGAGCAGUGGCAUCAUGGUGGACAAUCCCUGGAUGUUCUGGAUUUGGUACCAAAAUGCAUCGUGAAUGCUUCGGAGAUCAGCCAACAGGCCCAGCAGCUUCGCAUAUAGAAACCUUUGUGGUCACCAGGGAAAGAGGAGAGAAAUAAGACAGCUAAGAGUCUUGUCCUGAGGCCCUGACCCCCUGAAUUGCCUCUCAGUGAAGCUAGGUCUGAACACCAAGUUCCAAAGGGGGCUCUGUGUGACACUGACUUCUCUCACCAUGCUGUUUUUCUGGAACCCAGAGCCCAGAGGUCCAAGUGACAGAUCUUCAACUGUGUGGAUCUGGCCUCGUAGAGCAGGUUCUAGAAGGUGGGUGUGUUCUAUGGUAUUAUAACCCUCUUCUGAUCAAACUGGCACAUUGAGGAAUAAGCAAAAUAGAAGUGGAGAGUGCCCCAGAGCCUGGUUAGCUCAUGGACUGUGGAACCAGGGACUGGCUUUGGCCAUGAAACUGAAUGACCAUAACUUCAAGGGGAAUGAAAAAGGAAUUGGGCCAAUGGAGAGGAGGGGAAGGGCCAACAGAGUGAACAAGACUCUUGAGGAGGUUGCUUUAGUCUGGAGAAGUUGGCUUGGUGAGGUGAUGGAUGUCAUCAAUCUCAGGAAUGCUAUUACGCAGAGCCUGUGAGCUACCACUUUGCAUCUCUGCUGAAUAAAAAGAUCUGGAAAAAGU
Molecule: messenger RNA, 2600 nt
Organism: Budorcas taxicolor (takin)
Lineage: Eukaryota; Metazoa; Chordata; Mammalia; Artiodactyla; Bovidae
Gene: TOMM40L
Product: translocase of outer mitochondrial membrane 40 like
Exons: 10
Coding region: 232-1158 (308 amino acids)
Biological process (GO): protein import into mitochondrial matrix
Cellular component (GO): mitochondrial outer membrane translocase complex; mitochondrial outer membrane
Molecular function (GO): transmembrane protein transporter activity
Source: RefSeq, a predicted model, not a curated record